This is a messenger RNA of Wallemia ichthyophaga EXF-994, 864 nucleotides long. RefSeq lists its product as uncharacterized. The transcript has 2 exons. The record is from RefSeq and is a predicted model, not a curated record. The coding region runs from base 1 to 864 and encodes 287 amino acids. Lineage: Eukaryota; Fungi; Basidiomycota; Wallemiomycetes; Wallemiales; Wallemiaceae.
AUGAACCAAAACGAUUUUAGACAGUUAAUCAGUCAGAGUAAUCAGUCUAAAAAGCAUGAAAAUCUGAAAAAUCUAAACAAGAAUGAUAAAAAGAGAUUGUCCAAUCUAUCCACCUUAUCUAAUGAUAUUCAACUACUCGCUCAAUCAAAAGGCUUAAAUUUAGAUGAAAUCAAUAAACAAAAGCUCAAUAAAUCUAAAGAAGUUGAUGAGCAUGUUCAAUCAGAAUUAGACUCCGUGAUCAGUAACAUAAAACCUCCUACUAAUCAACAACAUCAUUCAAAUAAAAGAUCUCGUAAUGACAUACUAGCCGAAUUAAAGCGAUCUAAACUUGAUCAUCAGUUUGAUGAUUCUGCUUCAACCCAACAUACCUAUAAGCCUCCUUCUCCCGAUGCCUUGAACUCUGAUGAUGACAUUUUCAACGAUACCAACGAUAAGUAUCAGCCACCCAUUUUAUCUGAUAGCGAUAGCAAUAGUGAUAGCGGUAGCCAUAACAAUAUCGAUACUACUUCGAAAGACAUUCAAUCACCAUUUUCACAACCGCAAUCACCACAAAUCUCACAAUCACCUCUACGGAAAAACUCCCUCUCCCCCUCUCCAUCCCCUGAACUAGACAUCUCUGGUAGAUUAGUCGGCUUAACUUCAACUGCACUACCCAACGUCGCCCAACGCAUUCAAUCUGAUAAAGACGCUGAAAUAGCUGAUCAACGUAAACAACGUAAACAAAUUUGGCUAGCUAAGCAAGGCAUCAAGAAGGACACUGGUGACAACCCUGAACCUCCACCCCAAAAGACUCAAACUGACUCUCAAAAGUUAAAUUCAGACUAUCAAAGAAUCAACGCUUAUAUACAAAAAAAUAAAAAAUAA